CGCCAACAAACACCAACGAGGAAGAGAUGUUGGAGGCGAAGAGUUAGCUCUUUGGCAGCGGAGGGCCGAGCUGCGUUCGUCAGGCAGAAACUCAGGAGGAACGAAGAGUACACGAGAAGCUUUAUGUGUUUCAACACGAAACACCAACAUGUCUUCAGCUGUGUAUGUCGGCCUUCUCUUUUUUUGCCUUCAAAAAAGCGUUGAAAUUUAUUGUAUUGCUACAACAACAUUGGCAGCAGUUGGACCAGAGCUGGCCCCACCACGGGACCCGAUCAUGAUCACUUUGAACACCAAAUAUGCAUUAAGCUGGGACUGGGACCAGAGUCAAGCAGAGAGUCAUGCUAUCACCUUUACCACACAAUAUGUUGGGAAGUAUAAGCUGGAGUCCAAGAAGAUGAGUCCAAACUGGUCCACAGCAUGUGAGGAGAUGUCACACAGGUCAUGUGAUCUUACAAUGCUCGGCCUGCACUACCUGGGCAUCUAUAUGCUUCGUGUUCGAGCCAAUGCAAAUGGGCAUCACUCCAAAUGGGUGCAGUUGGAAUUCUGCCCUGAUAAAGAUGCUGCUGUGGGCCCUCCUGCCAAAGUCAACCUUGCACCUGCUGGAAGUGACCUUGAUGUUUUCAUCGCUGAUCCAUUGACAAGCAUCAACACCUCCAUGAGGGAACAUCUUUCCAAAAUGUACUACCACAUCCUCUACUGGGAACAUUCUGAAGACUCAAAGGCCUUAACAACCCAGACGUUAAGCAGCGAGGCCAACUUGGUGACUUUGCCAGGCCUAAAGGCUCGGACGUUGUACUGUGUGAGCAUCCAGUCUUGCAACGACUUCUACAACAAGAGCAGUAGCUUCACUUCGCCCCAGUGUAUGCAGACUGAAGGUAAUACUCCAUGGUGGCAGAUCAUCCUGUACUUCGUGGCCUCUCUGGUGAUCUUCUUCCUUGUCAUGCUGCUCUUACUCUACAGCCUCUUUUGGUGCUACAAAACACUCAAGGCAACGUUGUACCCCUCCAACCAGUUGCCUAUACAUUUCCAAGAGUAUCUCUAUGACUCUCCUAGUUCUGACAUUCCUCGCCUCCUCACUCCGGUUUCAGAAUCAGAGCUGCUGUGUGAUAAUGUGAUCAUUUGUGCUGAGCCAACAGUCCUGGAAAUCCACAUAUUUCGUCCUGAUGCCAUGGCAGCUCCUCCAUCAGACUUGAAGUCAGAUACCAGUGGAAGACACAGUCGUCAGGACAGCAGCAGCAGCAGUGGAGACUCUGGAGUUUAUUCUACUGGGGGAACCUCCAACCUGUCACAGCUCAACAGCAGUCAAACCUGCACAGGAACGGAAGACCUGGAGCAGGUAAAGAUGCAGGAAAUGACUCCAGGGCUCGAGACACAACUUCUGAUAGCAGAUGAGGGCAUUGUAGACAUGUGUGUCUGAACAAAUGCAUUGAAAAAUAUAUUUGUUGCGAAGAAACAUAAAGCAAGGAUGAUGUUAAGGAAACUGGAGGUUUGUGGACAGUGUGGCUUUUUGUUCCUGUAAAAACAAUUUCUAGAAAAAACAAGGUCAUGAAUGACAGACUCACACAAGGAAGAAAACUGCUGAGCUAUCACUCACCAUCUCACUUUCCAAGAAGGAAGUGUGUUGUUAAAAUAAAAAGAAACAACUUCAGUGUUUGUGUAGCUCUCUUUAAAAUUGCUUUUGAAGAUCCAGUUCCUUCAGUGACCUACAUUUGGCACCAACCAGGAGUCCUGUUAGUGCUCAUCUUCAGCAGCCAAUGUCUUAAACCUGAUUUCAUUCUGAGAGUGGUUGACAUGUCGCUGUAAUAUGACUGUCUGAGGGAUUUAGUGUAUAUUUGUUUCAGUCUGCAUUAAUAAUGUUUUUGAGUGUAAAAUCAUGUUUUAUCUGUCUUUUAAUAUCCAGUGCUUUAAUAAGAUAUUAAAAGUAGCUGAUUCGGUAACAAAUUUAAUGAAUGGGAUGAAUGACGUCAAAGCACUGAGAAUUUGCAGAAAAGUAAAGUAAAAAAAAACACAAUACAGCAAUUGUGUACCAGGACUUAAUAUUUCCAUUGAUAUUGGAUAGUCCCAAUGAUCAAAUGGUGAUUAAUACAUACCGGACAUAUAUGUUAAGAAAAUCCUUUAACCAAAAAGUUCUGCCUAAAUUGGAAAAAUAUUUUCAGGGUAUUGUUGACAGUUGGAUUCUUAUUGGUGUGAAGUAAAAAGGGGAAGAUCAGAGGUAACCAGGCAGGCGUUUCUAAAAUGCAAUAUGUGACAUCCUUUUUACAGUCGUAUUUAUAUUUUAAAGAGACUUAGACCCAGUCUGAUUUUGAACUGGGAAUAAUUAUCCUGAUCCAAAAUGUACUGGACAAUUGAUGAUGCAUCUCCAUUUUCUCCCUCUGGUCCUGCCAAUAUACCCACUUGACAGUCUCAGCUGUCAAUCAUGAUGUUUCACUCUGUUUUUAUAGCACCAAAUUACUUAUUAAAACCAAACUUACAGGGAAAAUGAACAUGCCUUGGUGUGAUAAGACCUACUUAUAAUGACAGAAACCAUCUUUGAGAAAAAUGGAUUUCAUGUGUACUCCUGUCUAGAGAGCAGAUAUCCGGGCCAAGACUCCUGUUGUGUGACUAGUUUCUUUUAUCAUGAGUCAAACGCCAACAGAGAUUUUGAGUCAGUUCAUGCUCCCUCCAAACAUGUAAACAUUGAGUUUCUACAUAUAUCCAUGUAAAUAUAUUGUAUGCCUUGGGCAGUGCUGGUCAUUGUCACUACUGACACGAUGAUAUUUAAAAUGGUUCGGUUCUUAAACAUUUUGAUAAAAUGUCUCUUAAUCAAGGUAGUUAUCAGUCCAUCCAUAAAAGAUCCUCUAAAUAGUUAUGUUUGUGUCUAAAACAAUUAGUUAAAGAAAAUUAGGUUUUAUUUUAUGUGCUUGUGAUGUGGAUCUGAGAAAAGCUUGAACACAAUUUAAUUACAUUUUUAUUCUUCCAUUUAUGAUUCUAAUAGGAUCUUGGUGCCAUUUUAGUUUUGCUUGUUCUGAAAAGAGAUUUUGUUCUCAUAUUUUCAUAUAACUUAUAUUAUUUCUGCUGUUUUCAUGUUUUGAGUGUAUUUUUAGGUUUUGAUGGAGAAACCGUGUUCAGUUAGUUAUAAAUGUUACCUUACUUGUUUUUCCAGAUCACUUAAUCCAUGACUUUACAUUCAACUAAGGUCAAAAGAACCUUAGCAAUUUUUUUUGUGAAAUAAGUUUAUCGUUGUUGCUGAAUUUCCUCUGCAUUGUCUGAACAUAUUUUCUUUGUUGAUAUUGUGUCUAAGCCUCUUGUGAAGCUGUGUGUUGGUGAAUAUACAGCAGCCAUGUUAAUGGACAAUCAAAAGAUAAUGAAAUAAAACACCCCAAUGCGAAACCUCUGUGUCUAAAUUAGUGACUUUUCUGCAUGCUGAUUCUCUCUCUCUCAGGCACGCACUUACACAAGACUGCAACAAUGUUUAACCUCAGUAGGGCUGCAACUAUUGACUCUUCAUUUUCAAUUAAUCUGUCGAUAAAUUUCCUGAUUGAUAAUUUUGUCUAUAAAAUGUCUGCCGUUUUUGGAAAAUGCCCAUCAUUAGUAGAUUAUCAAAAUACAGUAGUUGUUUUUGUGUGAUUGACGAAUCAAUGAGUCAUUGCAUCUCUGUACCUGUCACAUUGUUCAUGGUGAUUAAACAUUUUUUUAUAAUGUCA
Hippoglossus stenolepis (Pacific halibut) is the source of this 3683-nucleotide messenger RNA. It is a transcript of the gene il10rb, whose product is annotated as interleukin 10 receptor, beta. Bases 149 to 1417 code for a protein of 422 amino acids. NCBI's taxonomy places the organism in Eukaryota, Metazoa, Chordata, Actinopteri, Pleuronectiformes, Pleuronectidae. The transcript has 8 exons. Gene Ontology annotation, molecular function: protein binding; interferon receptor activity. The record is from RefSeq and is a predicted model, not a curated record.